This is a messenger RNA of Xylona heveae TC161, 457 nucleotides long. Its product is annotated as tRNA-guanine transglycosylase. The record is from RefSeq and is a predicted model, not a curated record. Lineage: Eukaryota; Fungi; Ascomycota; Xylonomycetes; Xylonales; Xylonaceae. The coding region runs from base 41 to 295 and encodes 84 amino acids. Gene Ontology annotation, cellular component: cytosol. The transcript has 3 exons. Gene Ontology annotation, molecular function: tRNA-guanosine(34) queuine transglycosylase activity.
CUUGACUGGAGAUCUGCCACCAGUGAAUUCAUCAUCUAAGAUGGGGCUCACGCCGAUGCCCUCAGCUUUGACCUUUGACCUUGUUGGAAAAUGCUCGGUCACCAAAGCCAGAGCGGCUGUCCUACGACUGCCCCACGGCCCAGUUGAAUUGCCUUUAUUUAUGCCUGUCGCGACCCAGGCUUCGCUCAAAGGAUUGACACCAGAGCAACUCGAAGAGACUGGAUGUCGAUUAUGUCUCAACAAUACCUACCACCUGUUUGUCAGCCCACACGACCAGAAGAUCCCUCACCUCUAACAUUCAGAGCAUAGUGGUUUACGACCAGGUCAGGCUACAUUGGAUUCUAUAGGAGGGGCCCAUAAGCUCCAGUCUUGGCCAUAUAAUAUCCUUACUGGUAAUGAUUCCAAAUGGUCUCUUUGCUCAAGCUGGCCAAGGUGACGGAAGAGGGCGUACGAUUCU